Symbiodinium natans is the source of this 792-nucleotide messenger RNA. The record is from the annotation of a GenBank genome assembly. NCBI's taxonomy places the organism in Eukaryota, Dinophyceae, Suessiales, Symbiodiniaceae.
AUGGCGGGCUCUUUGCGGACUCUGCGCAUGGUGCGCUUGGCGCGCAUGGCGGUCAGACUUGUGCGAGUCCUGCGAAUUGCCAAGUUUGCGCGCCACUCCGAGGUGCUCAGUGUGGUUGUGGAGAGCCUGGCGGAGUCCAUUACGGGCAUUUGGGUCCUUGUCGCCUUUGUGAGCAUGUGGGCCUUGAUUAGCGCCACGGUCGUGUACGCCGUCGAGUCGGAUCAGCCAAACACGGAUUUCGACUCGAUUCCUGCAGCCAUGUGGUGGUCCAUGUCGACCAUCUCCACUGUGGGCUACGGAGACAUGGUUCCCGAGACGGCGGCUGGGAAGGUUAUUGGCGGGGCGUCGAUGCUGGGUGGGAUACUGAUAACCUCCAUUGCGGUGGCGGUGAUCACCACCACCUUCACCGAGAACUACCAGCAGAAGUGCCACCGGAUGGAGGCGAAGAAGCUGAAUAGGUUUCGGCAGCUCGACGAGAGCGCCCCAGGUCCCAACGGCACCCCACCUCCAGACUCUGACGCGGCGAAGAAUGCCGACAAUCCCAUCAUUGCCUGGGAUGAGUUGGAGCAGGACGUCUUGCAGCACAUUGCCCGGUUAGAGGCGGAACUACUGGACAGACCACUUCGCCACAGGAACGACAACACUGGCAUGGCUGUGAACAUGCUGGAGGAUCAAGCCAGAAACUUCUUCAAGCAGGGGAGGAGCUUGACGCAGCAGAUUCUGAUGGCCAAAAUGAGCGAGCAGCUACUUGCUGAGGAAGCCGCCACUGAGAGCAAAGUUUCAGCCGUUUGA